This is a messenger RNA of Ipomoea nil (Japanese morning glory), 1405 nucleotides long. Its product is annotated as TVP38/TMEM64 family membrane protein slr0305-like. The record is from RefSeq and is a predicted model, not a curated record. The transcript is spliced from 5 exons. Lineage: Eukaryota; Viridiplantae; Streptophyta; Magnoliopsida; Solanales; Convolvulaceae. Bases 196 to 1161 code for a protein of 321 amino acids.
UUUCAUAAAAGGUGUGGAACGAAAAAAGGGGAGUUAAGAAGCACUGCAAACACUGUAGCGUUCCGUCUCUUCCCAACUUCAACAUCCAAACCCAAAACCAAAACCAAAACCAAAAUAAUUCACAUCUUUCUUGCCCCCUCUGCUCACCACAACCUUCGAUUUCUUCUGUUAAUAGGUUGUGGGUGUGAAGUCAAAAUGCUGGAUUCGGCAGAGGAUUUAGGCAUAAAAGAUGUGAAUACUAAAAGUGAAAAAGCAGAUAGUGAGUAUGUGAGGCUGGUUAUAACUGAUGAACCAAGCACAAGUGGAGCUGAUCUUUUUCAACCACCAACAGAAACCAGGAAAAGGGACCUCAGGUGGUGGUCAAAGACAAUAAUGUGGUGUUCUAUAUGUAUAAUAAUUAUAUUAAUCUUCAUAAAGUGGGGUGUCCCUUUUCUAUUUGAGAAGGUGCUGAUUCCAAUCUUACAAUGGGAAGCCACUGCGUUUGGUCGUCCUGUGCUUGCACUUGUACUUGUGGCUUCUUUGGCAUUGUUCCCUGUUUUUCUAAUUCCUUCAGGACCUUCCAUGUGGGUAGCUGGAAUGAUCUUUGGAUAUGGUCUUGGUUUUGUUAUCAUCAUGGUUGGAACAACUGUUGGGAUGAUCUUUCCAUUCUUGAUUGGUUUGUUCUUCCGUGAUCGAAUUCACCAAUGGUUAAAGAGAUGGCCUGAGAAAGCUGCUAUGAUUAGAUUGGCUGGAGAAGGGAGCUGGUUCCAUCAGUUCCGAGUGGUUGCUUUGUUUCGAAUUUCACCAUUUCCAUAUACAAUCUUCAAUUAUGCGGUAGUAGUUACAGACAUGAGAUUCUGGCCUUAUUUCUUUGGAUCAGUUGCAGGAAUGAUUCCUGAAUCUUUUGUCUACAUCUACAGUGGUCGGCUCAUAAGGACAUUUGCGGAUGUAAAAUAUGGGGACCAUCACUUGACCAAAGUGGAGAUCAUCUACAACGUAGUUUCAUUCAUCAUUGCUAUUAUUAUUAUAGCUAUUUUUACAGCAUAUGCAAAGAGAACACUGAGUGGGCUUCAACAGGCAGAGAGAAAUGGCGGGGAAAGUCCCACUACUUCCAGCAUUGCCAAACUCGAGAUGGAACCACUCCCCCUUGAGAAACCCAUUCUCAAUGCUUUUGUAAUUUGAAUAGUGAAAAAAGAAUGAAUACAGUAAAGAGAAAUUGGGUUUGGGAGAGAGAGAGAGAGAGAGAGAGGGAGUUUUGAAUUAAAGUUGAAUGUUAAUGAGAGAGCUGAAUUGUUGAUGAGUUGGGUAGGGUUUCAGAUAUGGUAAUGCUUUCAAUUGGCUGUGUGAUGGAGUGUGCAGAUGCAGGCUUCCCAGCCCAUUGUAGGAUUGUAUUAUGAAGCAUAUGAUUAAACAUCCCUUCUUUAAA